CAGCGUCCUCGCUUCCGUCACAUUGAUCAUCAGCUCUGCAGCAGACGGAGGGUCUUUGUGGUGAUUUGAGAUUGAUACGGAUCUAAUCGGUGUGUGAUCGACGUGGAGCAUGAUGAACAGUGCAGCUAUCUACCCCCCUCUCAACGCCCCCACCGCCCAGGCCAACAUGUUCGGCACCGUCCCCGGAUACGAAGGCCUGGUUCCUGGAGGAGGAGGUUUCCUUCCACCUCCGAUGCCCGCUGAGCCUGUAGCUCCGCCCCAACCAGGAGCUGUACCUGCCGACUGGAGCAUCCCCUCUCUGUCGGAGGAUGUGGCUUGUGAUGCGUUCAAGAGCUUCGCCUCGUCUCACUGCUGCUACAGUAAAGCUCCGGCCAACGAUGGCGUCAUCACCAAGAUGGAGCCAUUCAACACGUACAGGUACCGUCUAGAGACGUUCUCUGAGUCCAGGUCAACUGAUUGGGCCACCAAGCCUCAUGAAGGUGAGCUGGCUGACUUCUACACCCAGACUGCCCCCCGUCCCUGGGAGAUCCAGGCCACGGCCCCAAAACUCUUCUCCGACCACAAGGAAGUGAUCCGGGUGCCUUACACCUCCUCCAUCAAGGACUGCCACUCCUGUCAUGCCACCGGGACGAUGCCGUGCCAAGAGUGCCAGGGAAAUGGAUCCAAACCCUGCUGGGUGUGUAACGGUUCUGGGACCAACAACAACGACAGCUGCCAUCGCUGCAACGGUUCCGGCCAAGACAAGUGCACACAGUGCCAUGGAAAAGGGACGAAGGACUGUGAGACCUGUAAAGGAAGACGACAACUGCUGGCCUACAUCCAGCUCACGGUGCAGUGGACCAACCAUGUGACCGACCACGUGGUCGAGCAGAACUCUGGUCUGAAGGUCGAUGAUCUGCGUUCAGUUAGUGGGAAGGAGCUGUUCAAGAACAACCAGUACCAGCUCUACCCGCUGCUCGGGUUCCCAAACCCGGCCAUCUCUGAGGCCUCUGAGCGACUCAUCCAGGAGCACCUGGCCCAGUUCGCUCAGAGCUCCAGGAUCCUGCAGCAGAGGCAGACGGUGGAGCUGAUCCCCAUCACUAAAGUCAACUACAAGUGGAAAGGCGACAGUCACGUCUACUAUGUUUAUGGCAACGAGAACAAAGUCAGCGCUGACGACUAUCCAGCGACCUGCUGCUGCGUCAUCCAGUAGAAACCAACACACUUUAUUCCCUUCAGCUCCUUUUCCACAUGAGUAUACAUCAUAUUUCCAGAUAUAACCAUUAGAUCAGAGCUGCUCAAACAUGUUAAUCCCAUAUUACUCUGUCAUUUAAAUCUGUGUUUCGCUGCAGCUUCCUUUUAAACGAUUGCCUGUCCUUCACACAGGGCUGAAACUUUAGCAACAAAGUGCCCGUAAAAACACACAGCAGCCUUUUCCUCAAGUUUUUCUGCAAUUCUAGCAGAAUUAUUCUGUGGAUCAGUUCAGACUCUACCUCCUGUUUAAAUGCUGAGAUGCUUCAUCAGAGGAAAUAAUGGACCUUAGCUGCAGCUCUGAUUCUUUAAUUCAACCUUUAUGUCAACAGUUUUAUCUGUUUUUGUUGAUUGUUAAACCUCUGAACCUCAGAACAUGCCGGCAGGUCUGAAAGACAUGUUAUCUUUUUACCAAAAUUGCAACAUUUAUCAGAAAAAAAAACUGUGAAAACAGAAAAAUGUUCUUGUUUGCUGAGAUGUUCCAUCAAAAAAUUUGACCAAAUCAGAGCUUAAAAUUGUGAUGUUAUAAAUAUCACCAAAAUUGCACCUUUUUAGAGCCAGAAACUGUAAAAACAGAAUAAAUUGUCAAAUUUCCAACUUUCUGGCAGUCCUUGAACUACUCAUCUGUGACAAGGGCUUAAAACUGUAAACAUCAAAAUCACUUUUUACAAAAUAGGUUGAAAUUAAAAAACAAUUAGAUGAGUUUUUUUUUAAAUGACUCCAGAUUUAUCCAAAAAUGACUCUAAAGUGGUCAAAAUGAGAUCAAAAUUUUCCAAAAUGACUCAAAACAUUUACACAAUGACUCAGAUUCUAUCCAAAAAUGACUUAAUAUUGUCCAGAAUUACUUCCAGUUUGGACAAAAUGACUCAAAAUUCACCGAACGUAACUCAGACUUUUUCCAAUGCGGUUCAAAAGUCAGGAAAAAUGAGUCCACAGUGAUAAAAAAUUAGCCCACAAUGAGGAUAAAAUAGCCAACAGCGAGGAAAAAUGACCUCAUGUGAGGAAAAAUAAGUCCACAGUGAUGAAAAAUGAACCAGAGUGAUGGAAUAAAUGAACCACAGUGAAAAAAAAUGUGACAAGAGCAAUAAAACCCACCCUGAGUCUGCUCGCUGGGGUUCAGAGGUUUGAACCAGUUUGCUGUUGAUCCAUCAUUGCUUCUGUGUUGACGUCUCUUCAACUUACCAAAGGUUUUUUCCAGUUACAAACCAGUUUACUGCGAACACGUACCAGUACGUGCCACGUUAUACACAGAAACCUCAUUUAUCUGAAAUAUUUCUAGAUGCUGUUUUUUUCUGACAUCUGAGCUCAACUUGUGUUGGAAAAGGGGGAAAAAAGGUGACUCAGAUUGUAGAGAAAUGACAGAAUCUGGUUCUUCUGGUUUCAUUUUUUUUCUUUCCUGAUGAAACCUGAAGGUGAAACCACUUCAGACUGUUCUAACUGUGGUGAACCGAAAGGUGGUUUUAAUUUCUCUUGAAGUUGAGUCAGACUAACUCUCAGCUUCUUUGUGACUUUUUUUCUUCUAGUGCUGUUUAGAAGGAAAAAAAUGUGCCCAUUUUUGGCAAAAAUGCCCAAAAAUGGCUCAAAGCCAUCUGAGAUUAGUAAAGAUUUGUUGGACAUAACUCAAAAUUGAUCAAAAAUGGUCAAAAAAUAGUUUAGAAAAUGUCCCAAACAACUUCGGAUUUGCCCAAAAUGACUCAAAACAUUUCCACAAUGACUCGGAUUCUGUCCAAAAAUGACUUAACAUUGUCUGAAAUUAUUAUUACAAGUUGGACAAAAUGGGGCAAAAUCAUCCAAAAAUUAUUCCAAAUUGUCCAAAAUUAGCCAAAACUUUUUUAAAAAAUGACUUAAAACUCAGUCGAAAAGUCAAAAUUUGUUGGAUAUAAUUUUAAAUUUAUCCAAAAUGACUCUAAAUGGUCAAAAAUUAGCCUAAAAAUUUCCAAAAUUAGCUAAAACUUUUUCUGAAAUGAGUUAAAAUUCACGACCUCUCCAGGGUGUCCCCUGCCUUCGGCCGAGUCAGCUGGGAUAGGCUCCAGCACCCCCCGCGACCCUAGUGAGGAUAAAGCGGUGUAUAAAGAAUGGAUGGACUUAAAAUUCAGCUGAAAAAUAGAAAUUUCUUGGAUAUAAUUAUAAAUGUAUCUCGAACAAAUCUAAAAUGAUCAAAACUAGUUUAAAAAUUUUCCAUAAUGACUUCAAAUUUGGCAACAAGACCCAACACAUUCACACAAUGACUCAGAUUCUGUCUAAAAAUGACUGAACAUCGUCUGAAAUUGGCUGAAACUUUUUCCAAAAUGUCUUAAAACUCAGUCGAAAAGUGGAAAUUCUUUGGAUAGAACUCAAACUUUAUUCAAAAUCAAUCUAAAAUGUUGGGGCUGCCCAGUGGGGUAGUGGUUAGCACUUUCACCUUGCAGCAAGAAGAUCCCUGGUUCAAAUCCCGGGGUGGGCCUGGGAUCUUUCUGCAUGGAGUUUGCAUGUUCUCCCUGAGCAUGCGUGGGUUUUCUCCAGGUACUCCGGCUUCCUCCCACAGUCCAAAAACAUGCUGAGGUUAGCUGAGUAUUCUAAAGCCCCGUCCACACGAAAUGAGGUCUAAACACAUAAGUUUCUUGCCGAAUCUGCGUAUCAUCCACACGAAGACGGCGUUUUGGGGGUCUGUAAACGAUCAUUUUUGAAAACGGGUUCCAGAGUGUAAAGAUUUUGAAACGCCGUUUAUGCAGCUCCGUGUGUACGGGCGAUCCGCUGCUUUUCAGAAACGCUUGCGUCAUAGUUUCGUAUCUUCAUUGACACACAUGCGCCACACGCGGCAACGACAACAACAAUGGCGGUGUACAGUGUAGCAAAUGUGCUGAUGAAGCUCUCUGUUUACAACUUUUGCUGUGAGUGCGCAUGGCCACAGUUUUUUUUCUUCUGUUUGCACGUGUUUCCGUCAUAUCGUUACAGCACCCCUAGAGGUCUGGCAUGUGUUUUAAAGCUUUUCAAUGCGUAUCAAGUGCAUUCGUGUAGACGCACACAUUUUCUGAGACGCCUUCGUCUUUACGGCGGUCACUUUUGAAACUGUUCAGCGUUUAGUCUUCGUGUGGACGGGGCCUAAAUUGCCCGUAGGUGUGAAUGUGAAUGUGAUUGUGUGUCUGUAUAUGUGGCCCUGCGACAGACUGGUGACCUGUCCAGGGUGUCCCCUGCCUUCGGCCGAGUCAGCUGGGAUAGGCUCCAGCACCCCCCGCGACCCUAGUGAGGAUAAAGUGGUGUAUAGAGAAUGGAUGGAAUCUAAAAUGUCAAAAUUAAUUUAAAAAAAGUCCAACAUUACUCAAAAUUUGCCCAAAAAUGACUUAAAAUUGUCCAAAUCCAACAUCAAGGUUAACAUUGGAGACUUAGAGGUAAUCUGAUUACUCUGGGUUCUGUAAAGCGUCUUGAGACAAUUUGACUGUAAUUGACGCUAUAUAAAUAAAAUUGAAUUGAAAUUGAAUUGAAUUGAGGUGAUGCAGUUUUGAGUUAGAUUAGAUUUAAGUGAUAUUCCUCCUGUCUGUGGAGUGCCUCAUAUUCAGUAUUCUAUAAAAUAUUACUCUGGUCGUUGGAUUGUCGUCUUCUUUAGUGUUUUUUUCUUUAAAUCCGCCUCGUUUUGGGGUCGAGGCUGAAAAGUUUGUAAACCCCGAUGCUGGAUGAAAUCAUUUAGAAUGACUACCUGAUGUCCUUCAUGUUUUACCUUCAGAGCUUCAUGUGUUCAUGUUUGCCGUCCUGGAAGCUGAAAGGCAUUCUGGGUAGAAAAAAAAUAACAAAGAGAGGAAUGAGGAAGGAAACGGAGGCCUGGAGGGAGUUUAGGACAGAAAGAAACAGUUUUAAAUCUUUAUUAAAUACUGUUUGAUGCUUGAAGUUUGAACUCGUCUUUAGAGAUUAAAAACACGUAAAAGUAAAAGUAGAUUACAGUUUUAUUGAUGUUGAGGUUUAAAUGCUGCAUAAUUAAUAGUUUAAGGGCAAAAUCAGUGUUUUUAUUUAGUCCAGAGGGUUUAUUGUGAUUCAGGUUCAACAAAUCCAGACUUUCUUUGCGUUAACUGGAUCAAUUAAACCUAAAACACCAAUUAGAGAAAAUGAUCUCCUUAAUUCACCUAAAUGUUGACGUUUACAUGACUAAAGUUUGAAAUUUCAGAACUUUAUUGUGCAGCCGAGAGUCACUGAAUGAGAAAAUAAAUAUCUUAGCUUUAUUUUUUUCCUUUCAAAUAACAACUAAUAUCUGUCAAAUACCAUUUUUUUUACUGAUACAGAAAAACACUAAAAAAUAAAAGUUUUUCAAAAGUAAUAAGUCAGUUGUUUUUUGUAAAAAUAAUGUGGAUAUUAUUCAAAGUUUAUUUUCAAUAAUUUGUCCUAAAUAUUAUCUGUGAUUUAAAUUAUUUACCAUUUUUCAUUUCUUCAUACACAUAUUUUUACUUUCAAACAAUGGCAAAUAAUAUUUCUUGCUGAUUAAAACACAGUGCAAAAUAGUAUAAUUUUAUGGUCGAAUAGUUUGCUAUUUUUUAAUAUUUUAAAUACUUUUUUCUUGCCAUAAUCUGUUAUUUAACAAAACAGGAAGCAUCUGUAGAAUAACAGUCAAUUGUUCUAGAAAGUAGAGUUAAAACAGCAUAAAAAAUCCAAAAGAAUCCCUCUCAUACAUAUUUGCAAUAAAAAAAAUGUAGAUUUUUUUAAUUUUCUGCACAAGUCUCCAUUUUAACAACCUGUUAGUCUGACCUACACAGAAUUUACUGCAGAAAAAGAUGAGGCGGCAAACAAUACGCAUCAUCUCUGAUUGGGGUUUUAGGUUUUAUUAAUCCAGCUAACUCAAAGAAAGUCUGGCUUAUUUCCUCCUAGUUCCUCCCUCUGCUCCGUUUGUCUCCAGUUUCAGUCAGCAUAAAUAAAUAAGUAGACUAGAAAAGCACUCGGAGAGCGCAUACCUCCGCCAUCCCGUUUGUCUGUCUGUCCAUCUGUGUGUCCAUGUGUGUGUGUCUGUCUGUCUGUCUGUUAACAGCAUAACUCAAAAAGUCAUGAACGGAUUUUCACCAAAUUUUUACAGGAUGUCCGGAAGACAUGGCGGCCAUCUCUCAAUUGUCCUUCGACCUUCAAAAAAUUCCUGGAUCCAGACAGUGAUUCGGAUCACCUCCAAAAUCUAAUCGAUUCUUACUCGUGCUCUUCCGGACAUCCUGUAAAAAUUUGGUGAAAAUCCGUCCAUGACUUUUUGAGUUAUGCUGUUAACAGACAAACAGACACACACACACACACACACACACACACACACACACACACACACACACACACACACACACACACACACACACACACACACACACACACACACACGCACACAGACGGACAGACAGACAAACAAACUCCGGUGAUUACAUAACCUCCUGGCGGAGGUAAUAAAUAACUAGAUAAAUAAAUAUAUCUGCUUCUUGCCUUCCUGCAGUUCAGCAGUUCUCCUGUAGAGGGUGCUGGAUGCCUCUGCCACCCCCUGCUGGCUGUUUCAUCCGUGACACUCAGGACAAAUCCAUGUUGUUUUUUAUCGUUUUUACUCCAAAUAUUUAUCCAACAGUGCAUGUAUUUUUAUUUUGUAUUAUUAUUUCAGUGUAUGCUACAUAAAAUCUGUCAGUUUCUGCUUUUCAUAAAAAUAUUUUUACAGUUAGCUGCUGAAGCUUUUGUAUCCUAAAUAUCAUAAUAUCCAUGUUGUUUCUUUUCCUGUGUCGGUAUAAGUCAGCUGUCAUCACGUUGUGAUUGUAGACGUUGAACAUCUCAGAGUGAUGCUGCUGUGGCUAACCAGCGUUAGUGCUACUAACCUAAAGAACCGAUGAUGUCCUUACUCUGUCUGUAAUAUUUUCAUUUUACAGUAGAUUAUUAAUCGUAUGUUACUGUUCAAACCAAAAAUAAACUCUGUGACUCACCUG
Molecule: messenger RNA, 7130 nt
Organism: Acanthochromis polyacanthus (spiny chromis)
Lineage: Eukaryota; Metazoa; Chordata; Actinopteri; Pomacentridae
Product: protein SSUH2 homolog
Exons: 12
Coding region: 110-1192 (360 amino acids)
Molecular function (GO): heat shock protein binding
Source: RefSeq, a predicted model, not a curated record